AUAUCACAUGUCAAUAUUCUGACCCAACCUAACCCUAACUUAACCUGAACGGCAUCUCGGAGACUGGUUGAUCAGCUGAUGACAGAAUACAGCUGAUCAUCAUUUGUACGGAUGUGCAUUGUAUAGAUUUGUUUGUGAAUGCACGGAUGAACUUGUUUACAUCAGUGACGAGAAUUCGGGCCUAGAAAUUAUUUUAGUGUAUUUGCAACAAUUAAACAUUUUUGUAGUUAUAUUUUCUUGCACUUUUAAAACUGAAAUGAACGUUGAUACUCUGAAAACCAAGAAAGAGAAUCCGCAAAAAAAUGCAAAUAAAACAAGCAGGCCUUCUUGUCUUUUGCAUUUCUAGAUUCAAUUUGUUAUAAAUUAAUCAAAUUUUAUAGGCAUACUGCAUUGCACGAGUGCAUUCUAAUCGUGGUAUCGCGAAUUCAAGAAUAAGAUUUAAAAAAAUCUACACGAGCGAUAUUGCGUUCUUCAGUGUGUUUUUCAAUCCUGGAAGAAAAUCAAAAUCACCUUAUCAUCGGCUCAAUCUCAUGACGCAUUUACGAUUAAAUCCUAUACCUAAGUUGCAGUCGAUGACUCGCAGAAAGUUUUUCGCCAGGACGAACGUAAUGAUGUUCUUCGUGCCAGUCGUGCUCGUAUUAGUCUUCCUCUGCGCACGUUAUCCAGCCCGAGAAUGUUUGCCGGACGAGCAGACAACUCUUGACAGUAAGCCUAAGUACAGGCUUAUUAUCUUGAUUCUCAGCAAUCCGGACAAUCUUGAGCGCCGGGAUACCAUCAGGAAGACCUGGCUGGCAGAUCGUGGGCAUGAUGCUAUGAUGAAAUAUUUCUUUGUCAUCGGUACCCAGGAUAUCUUGCCAGAACAAAGAAACACCUUGCAGUCGGAGAAAGAGAAGUUCAAUGAUCUGUUGCUGCUGCCUCGAUUACAGGAUUCUUAUGGCACAUUGACAAAGAAAGUUCUCUAUGCUCUUAAAGGCAUUUACGAGCGUUACAACUUUGACUUCUUGCUUAAAUGCGACGACGAUUCUUAUGUCUUGGUGCAUAAAAUCUUGAAAGAAUUGGACAGGUGGCAGAACAAAGGUACUAGAAGAGAGCUUUAUUGGGGUUUCUUUAACGGACGAGCGCAGGUGAAGAGGAGCGGUCCUUGGAAGGAGACAGAUUGGAUCCUUUGCGAUUAUUAUCUUCCUUAUGCCUUAGGUGGUGGAUACAUUUUAUCCCACAAUCUCGUCAAGUUUAUCGCCAAUAAUGCUGAUAUCCUAAAGCUGCAAAAUUCCGAAGAUAUCUCUGUGGGUCUCUGGCUGGCGCCGUUGGCAAAUAUUGAAAGAAAGCACGACAUACGCUUCGAUACCGAAUACAGAUCGCGCGGUUGCUCCAAUCAAUAUAUAGUCACGCAUAAGCUAACUAUUCAAACUAUGAAGAGCAUGCACGAGUAUUAUCAGGCUUCUGGUGCACUUUGUUCCAAAGAAAUAAGGAAUCGCAUGAGUUAUCAGUACAAUUGGACUGCACCACCCAGUCAGUGCUGCAACAGACAAUCCGGAAUCCCUUAAUACAAUGAAACAAAGAUUUCUGCAAUAUUCUAGUCUGAUUUUUUGAGAUACUUGCUCAAAAAAUAUACUUUGACAUUUAUAAUGAUAUGCUAUAUAAUAAUAUUCUAUUUAUAUCUUGACUUAUGUGUUUGUUAGGAUAGUUAUACAUUAUACAUAAAUAUAAAAUAUCAUAAAAUCCAUGUAAUGUUUCAAAGAACGUAUUCUAAGCAGUAUUAUUGAGUGUGAAGAGGACAAUUGCAAAUUGCAAGCGUGAUUUUAUGAUGUUCCUUUGAAGAGUUAAAGCGAAAAUUUUGAACUUCAUUUUUACUUGAGCAUUAUUGUACAAUGACAUGCUAUAAUUAAUCAAAAAUGCUUAUAAAUAUAUUUUGUAAAUACUCAGCAAUGGAUAGAUAGACAUAGACGAGAUAAGCUUCGAUGAAUCAAAUAUAUUUUUUUAAUCAUAUAUAGUGUACUUUGUUUAUAAUACAUUUUUCGUCUUCAACAGAAGUUUACUCUGUGUGUGUAUGUAUAUAUAUAUGUAUAUAUACAUAUUCAUAUAUAUACAUACUGUAUGCAAUGUACAUUUCUAACAUAUAAAAACAGCAAUAACAUUAAUAAUUUAAUAUUAUAAUUAAAACUAUAUAUUAGAUCAAUACUAGGUGAUCACACUGCGAACAAGUCACAGAUAUAUUCAAGAAACGGCCAUAUAAAAAAAUGGCAAGAAUAUCAAACAAUUCUUAUAUGUACGACGUUUAGAUUGCCAAUAAAUCAUUAUUCUCUUAUAUAAAAGGAAUAUACAGUGUAACAGCGAGAUACGAUGGCCGAUUCUUAAAACAUUUUCUAUGAUUGUGAUACACUUAUGCCCGAACUGUGCUUCCAUUACAUCUAAAAUUGAUAAUAAAUAUUAUUUGACUUA
Messenger RNA from Nylanderia fulva, 2439 nucleotides. It is a transcript of the gene beta3GalTII, whose product is annotated as beta-1,3-galactosyltransferase 6. Gene Ontology annotation, biological process: protein O-linked glycosylation; glycosaminoglycan biosynthetic process. The record is from RefSeq and is a predicted model, not a curated record. Lineage: Eukaryota; Metazoa; Arthropoda; Insecta; Hymenoptera; Formicidae. Gene Ontology annotation, cellular component: Golgi membrane. Gene Ontology annotation, molecular function: galactosylxylosylprotein 3-beta-galactosyltransferase activity.